Molecule: messenger RNA, 1512 nt
Organism: Aspergillus chevalieri
Lineage: Eukaryota; Fungi; Ascomycota; Eurotiomycetes; Eurotiales; Aspergillaceae
Exons: 4
Coding region: 1-1512 (503 amino acids)
Biological process (GO): regulatory ncRNA-mediated gene silencing
Cellular component (GO): ARC complex
Source: RefSeq, a predicted model, not a curated record
AUGGAGGUUCCAGGCGACUCCCAGAUCCAGUCCCAGGGCCUCCGCAUCCGUACCGUCACUAACGACAACCCGCAGCCCGAUUCUCCCAAAGAAGACACCCGGUCUGCUGCCGACCCUUCCCAGCAGCUCCGGGUUGGCGAUGCGGACGAGGAAGGAAAUGAGGAGAAUAACAUCACGGUCGACUGGGUUCAUCCCACGCGGCAAGAGAAGAAAAAAAAGUGGAGGAGCAAGAAGUCCAAGAGCAAGCGUGGAAGGACCAAACCAACCGGUUUUGAGGAGUACUACGUCGAUGCACCUAUUACCCCCGAGCAGUAUAGCCAGGAGCGAGAUAUUUACGAUGAGACCCGGCCUAUCAUUCACCGCAUGGAGGACGCAAUCUUGCGCUUCCAGAAAAACCGUCGUAUUGAAUCGGACCGUCGAGAGAUUUUCACCAAGUACCUGGCGUACGGAGGCGUGGACGUCGGCCCUAAGAUGUUUGGCGGUGUGGAUGACCACGAUCUAAGGGAAAUGGACAACGAGGAGAUCCUCUUGACGAGAGGCCAAGCGAGCAUUGCGCAGGAGCGAGCCGAUCUGGUGAUUGACUUUAAUGCCGUGGUCAAGGGUUAUCUAACCUCUUACUUCCCAUACUACUUCAACCCCGAAUCCGAAGACAUGAUUAAGAUGGCCAUCGUUACGAUCCGCAACUUUCUCUCGUACCUUAUGUACCACGACGUCUGCCCGGAAUACAACGCGAACAUCGAUGAGGCUCGCAAGUCCUGCGACAUCGCGGGCAAGGAACUCUGGCGCAAUCAGCAAUUGACCGCGAAAUCCCCGGGCGACUUUAAUAGGGCAAGCUCGACCCUUUUCGGUGGCUUCUUUUUCGAUAACUAUGUCGAAGACGACCAGUGGUUGAACCCCAAAGAUGAUACGGUGCGCAUGACCAACGAAAUCGCGCGCAAAGUGGUCAAGUUUGCCCUAGUGGGUGCCGGAACCGAUGAGCAGGCCCACCGUUUCCAGCGGCUUGCGAACGAGAACAGUCUGCGAGCUAUGCGAAUUGAAGAUAUUGACGGGUUCGAAGUGACGGCCGUGAUAAUGCCUGAUGAUGACACUCGGGAAUUCUACGAGCACCACGCUUCUGAUCUGCACCCCAUCGGACGAUUGCUGGGUAAAGCGUAUCGUGACCCAGGCAAGCCUGUGUACGACCUCAGUCCUGAAGAACGGAAGGAAUGGGAGUCGGGAAAUCAGCCCGUGGAUGAGUUUGAGUUCUUUCUCGAGGAAGACCUGCUGAAGGAAUGCUAUCCAGGGAUGAAGGUGAUCACGUCGGUGUUCGAGCUGAACUGCGGACUGCAUUUCUUUGAUGAGAUCUUCACGGCGUAUAGCUCAGUUUACACGGUGCUGGUGAAUGAUCUCAUGUUUGGAUGGAAGAAGCCAAAGGAUUUGGUGAAUGGAGAGGAUACCGAAGACAAGGAUGAGGAUGGCAAGGGUGAAUCUGGAGCAAGAAACGAGGAGCAGGAAGCAGAGGAUUGCAUCUGA